Glarea lozoyensis ATCC 20868 is the source of this 1599-nucleotide messenger RNA. RefSeq names its product Cytochrome P450. The transcript has 10 exons. NCBI's taxonomy places the organism in Eukaryota, Fungi, Ascomycota, Leotiomycetes, Helotiales, Helotiaceae. Bases 1 to 1599 code for a protein of 532 amino acids. The record is from RefSeq and is a predicted model, not a curated record. Gene Ontology annotation, molecular function: iron ion binding; oxidoreductase activity, acting on paired donors, with incorporation or reduction of molecular oxygen; monooxygenase activity.
AUGGAAUAUCUUAAUCAGACAUCGGUGCAGGAACUCGGGCAUCAGGCUACUGUUAUUGCUAUCAAAGAUGGCGAUCUGCUUGCUCCGGUUGCGAAUUUUAUGAAAGUUAGGACCGUUACUUGGAUUGCUGCUGCUAUUCCGUUGGUGCUUUUGAUAUACAGGUUGUUGAUUGACCGCAAGCUGCAAUCCAACUUUCUUGUUAGAAGAUAUCACGCAUGGAGGUACCUGUUCAGUGGUCCUCAGAUCAUCCAAGAUGCAUUCAACAAGGCUGGUGGAAAACCGUUCGAGGUUCUCGCUCCCGACAACCGCUAUGUCUUUGUUUCCUCGUUGAAACAUAUCAAGGAGCUUGACAGCGCUCCGGAUACCGUUCUCUCUCUCCAAGCAGCAUCAAAACAAAUGUUACAGCCAGUGUACACCAUGACGGGUUUCAACUGGUUCGACAGACGUGGUACAGAGGGAGUUGGAUUUGUACGAGCUCUUCGUACCAUGCUUACGGCGAAUCUUCCGCAGAUCCUCCCGGAUCUCAGCACGAUUAUCAGAACUAGAUUUGAGGAGAUUCAUGAAACGCAUCCUACGGUAGAUGGUGAGAAGCAGUCGGAGGUGUAUCACAUGAUUGUACAGCUGGUAGUCUUGUCCAACGCCGUGUCAUUUUUCGGAAAAGAUCUCGCCAAAAACGAGCAAUUCAUGGUCUCAGCACUCGCGUACAUCGAACACACUCUGAUAUGCGCCGAGGUCGUACGCUUGGUUCCAAAAUGGCUAGCACCCAUUAUUGGUGGUAUUAUUGCCAAGAGACUUCACGCACACGAGAUUAUCUUCAACACGCUACUUCCUGUCGCACAGCAGCGGAUCGAUGAGAAAGCACUUGCAGACUUGGGUCAACAAGCGGAUUGUAUUCAAUGGAUUAUGGAGACGUCUCCGAGAGCUAAUCCGUGGAAUGCGAAGCGGAUUGUUCAUGAGUUGAUGGCGAUUUGGUUUGGUUCUGUACAUGCGCUUUCUACAACCAUCACAUUUGCUAUUCACGAUCUCUGCAUACAUCCAGAAUAUGUUGCUCCAUUACGACAAGAGAUGGAAGAGGGAUAUGCGGAUUUUGAGAAAACUGGUCUAGGUCUUCCUCUGGUAGACAGUUUCAUCAAGGAAUCUGCUCGUCUCACUCCGGUCGAGUCAAUGAGCACACGAAGACAUGCACUCCAACCAUUCGAGCUCUCUGACGGCACAAAGGUCAACGUCGGCGACUGGGCAUGCACACCCGUUCGUGCAAUCAUGACAGACCCGGAGACCUACCCAUCACCCAACGACUUCAACGGCUUCAGAUUUGCCGAUCCAAGUAUCGUAGAAGAAGUUGUCGGAGGCUUCAAGACACCACAAGAGAAGCCAUCGAAGCUCACUGAUGUAGGAAGUACCUUUCAUGUCUGGGGUACGGGAAGAAUGGCCUGCCCAGGCAGAUUCUACGCCGCUGCGUGCAUGAAAGUUCUGAUGGGUCAAAUCAUCAUGAACUACGAUAUGAAACUCAUCAACCCCGAAGCUCCUCGCAUGUUCACGUGGAGAUCAAGCAUGUUACCUCGACCGAAGACGAAGAUGGUGUUUACUCCUCGCGUUUGA